UCCCUCCAUUUCACCAACAAUUUCUCUGCAUCUUCUUCAUAUUUUAAACAACAGCCAAUAACUUUCUUAGUUACAAAAAUGGAACAAAAUCUACCGGUUUUAGCUAAGAAAGUUUGGAACUUAGUUCGUGUGGUUUACUUCAUGCUGCGAAAAGGCAUAUUCAAGAGAAAGUUGUUGCUGGACCUCAACAUGAUGAUAAGGCGUGGCAAGAUCGCCGGAAAAGCCUUACAGAACCUGAUGUUCCACCACUACCACAUCAACCGGGAGGCUUUCACCGCCAAACACCGCUCCCACCACCUCUCUUUCCCUUCACCUCCGCCCGGUGAAUAUGAGUUCAGCUGCAGCAACAGCCCUGCGCCCACUACUCACCACCCUUUCUCUCUAUUUUCACUCCACAAGAAACAUCACUCCAACAGCAAACCAUCGAAGGAUCAUCUUGAUAUGAUGGCUGUUAACGCUGUGCUUAAAGCCAUGGAGAUGAUUCACAGCGACAAUUCCUCACCGGCGCUUCCAGGCUUUGGGAGUACUCCGAUGGUUAGGCAGCUGAGGGUAACCGACUCUCCGUUUCCGUUGAGUAGUGUCGACCAAGACAACAAAGUGGAUGUGGCGGCGGAGGAGUUCAUUAGCCGCUUCUAUAAUGACUUGAGGCUGCAGAAAGCAAAGGCGUCAUCGUUUGGGUCAUCGUGAAUUAACAGAUACCUUACACUGUUUAGAUGUAUAUUUUAGAUAGAGAUUGUAAGAUCGAGUCAUUAAUUUGCAAGUGAUUGUGAGGUGUGUAUGCGAGGCAACUGUACAUUUCAAGCUUGUUGCAUUUAUUAUACUCGCUUAAAAGAAUAACGUUUUAGCCGAUGUUGAAUAA
Lactuca sativa (garden lettuce) is the source of this 859-nucleotide messenger RNA. RefSeq lists its product as uncharacterized. The record is from RefSeq and is a predicted model, not a curated record. NCBI's taxonomy places the organism in Eukaryota, Viridiplantae, Streptophyta, Magnoliopsida, Asterales, Asteraceae.